AUGGCCAGCCACUACGGCCCACCAGGAGGACUCCACUACAUUCUAAAUACCAAGUUAGAUUAUAUUGAAGUACUAGAUACCACUUUCGACAGGUGGAAAAUGAAGUUGGCAGCAGUGUUAGCUUCGCUAUUGUGUUUAGCGUUCUCCUUCCCCGUGUUCAACACUCAGCCAUGGUCUCUUUUGCCAUUUGCGACGAAUUGGGGCCGCAAGGACCGGUUGGUCAAAACGGGCCCUGAUGAGUUCCGGUUAGUCUCAGAAGAGGACAAGUUGAGUAUGAAGAAAAGGGGCCAGAAGUUUAUAGACAUGACUGCUCAGAUACCGAUCGAUUUAGCUGUUGAGCAAGGGUUGGUUCGAAAGCCCUCGCUUUCGUUGUGGGAGAACCUCUUGGUAAUUGGCUCCAAGCAAAUCUCGACAUUGAGCAAACCCAUCCCGGUUUACAACUAUCCAAGCGUUACUGCGUAUGGUUCGGAAGUGAAGAGAUUGUACCAGCUCAUAGAUGUUGACUUGAUGCUCAAGCAAUUGACAAAGUUUACCUCCUUUUACUCGAGGUAUUACAAGGCGGCUAGUGGAGCCGAAAGUGCGCAGUGGUUGUUUGACCAGCUUUCAGCAUUGGUUAGCCCCUUUGAAGAGAUUAGCAUCACGAAAGUCCACCACUUGGGAUGGGACCAAUUUUCCAUAAUUGUUUCGAUCCCUGGCCAAGUAGAUGACAAGGUUGUAGUUGGCGCCCACCAGGACUCAGCCAACUUGAUCUUGCCCAACCUCAUGAGGGCUCCAGGCGCCGACGACGAUGGUUCUGGCUCGGUGACAAUUUUGGAAUCGUUGAGAAUCCUCCUUGAAGCCUACAAAGAAGGGGCAUCAUCAUUCAAGCCCUAUAACACUUUGGAGUUCCACUGGUAUUCCGCAGAAGAAGGCGGGUUGUUGGGUUCGAUUGAUGUCUUUACUAGAUACUCCAAGGCAAAUGAGGUUGUUGUGGGGAUGUUGCAGCAAGAUAUGACUGGAUACACGCAAGGGGCCAUCGAUGCUGGAGUCGAGCCUCAUUUUGGUUUGAUUGCCGACUACACUAGUGUUGACCUCAACAACUUUUUGAAGUUGAUCAUUGACGAGUACAACUCGAUUCCAUACCACGAGAGCCAGUGCGGCUACGCUUGCUCGGACCAUGCUAGUGCGUUGGAAAACGGCUACCCAUCCUCGUUUCUUAUUGAGAGCGAGAUGAAGUAUACAAACAAGUACAUACACUCAACCAUGGAUACGAUUGAUAGAUUGGAUUGGGACCAUAUCAAGGAACAUGUCAAAUUGACUGUUGCCUAUGCAUACGAAUUGAGUUUGGCAAAAGACCUACACUAG
Molecule: messenger RNA, 1344 nt
Organism: Lodderomyces beijingensis
Lineage: Eukaryota; Fungi; Ascomycota; Pichiomycetes; Serinales; Debaryomycetaceae
Source: the annotation of a GenBank genome assembly